AUGAAGAAUCUACAUGAACUUGAUAAUCAAAGUUUAUUAGAAAGACUCAAUCGAAUUAACGAAGAAAAUGAUCAUCUUCGACGAGAAAAUCGACUUUUCUCUCGGUAUUUAUUGCGUAGUCAUUCGAGUAAAAUUGUUCAAACGUUCGAUGAAUACGAAUAUGAAGAUGAAAAUGAAAUACUCCGUAAGAUACUCCAUCAAAUAAAACCAUCCGAAACUGCUCGACGACUCGCAAUGAAUAAAAGUGUUAUUGGAUGGGUGAAAGUACCUGUUAAUUGGGGAGUGCAACGAUUUACAAACUAUAUAUCUCUAGUCGAACAAGAGCGGUUCAUUCUAGCAGCAUAUGAAGCAGAACAGAGUCGUUUGGAAUUGGAACGAAUGAAUCGCAAAGCCAACGCGGCAAUUUAUAGUUUCGAAGUUGCAUUUCAAUCGAUAGAAUCUGAUGAAAUUGCUCAAGAAACUCUCAAUUAUGAACUUCGUCGACGCGUGGAGAGAUACCGUGUUGAUGUAGGCGACGAAGAAUUCUAUAGUCCAUGCAUGCACGUGCCAGGUGAACUUGUUGUCAGUCGAAUUAACAAACGUAUUCAUUCUCGUACUAGCCUUAUUGGUCUUAUUCGGAUAAAUACUGCUCGUCUGCAUAUUCGUAUGGGCGAAAUCGAUGCGAAAAUACGUAUGGUGGAUGAUUUCAAUGAUAAAAUGGAUGAAGUUGAUAUUACGACGAUGCGUACGAGAAAAAUCAAUAAUAGUGAGAUCUAUGAAGAAAUUAAUAGAAAAUUUCGACUGGAGAAAUCAUCUCAAUAUCCAUUAUUUCGUCGAUUACAGGAAGACAAAAAAUUUCUAUCUGAUCAAGAGAGAAUUAUCAGUGAAAUGGAAAAGAAAUGUGAAUUAUUACGAAACUAUAUCGAUAGAAUCAUGGUAGAAAUCAAAGAUAUUCAACGAGAAUAUGAAAUUAUUUGGAAGGAAAACAAUUUUCUAAGAACUCGCAUUGCUGAUGUCCAACAAGUACCAACUAUCACUGAUUAUGCACAUAUUAUGAAACAAACGAAGGUUUUACGACAUGGAAUUGAUAUUUGGACGAAGAGAGUUCAUAUUGCAAAAAAUAUGCUGUCAGAAAUAACACGACAACAACCAAAACCACCGAGACGAUUACCACCCUUACAACCCAAUGAUGUCGAUUGA
Molecule: messenger RNA, 1179 nt
Organism: Adineta ricciae
Lineage: Eukaryota; Metazoa; Rotifera; Eurotatoria; Adinetida; Adinetidae
Source: the annotation of a GenBank genome assembly